Molecule: messenger RNA, 1125 nt
Organism: Dacryopinax primogenitus
Lineage: Eukaryota; Fungi; Basidiomycota; Dacrymycetes; Dacrymycetales; Dacrymycetaceae
Product: kinase-like protein
Exons: 6
Coding region: 1-1125 (374 amino acids)
Biological process (GO): spliceosomal complex assembly; protein phosphorylation; regulation of mRNA processing
Molecular function (GO): ATP binding; protein kinase activity
Source: RefSeq, a predicted model, not a curated record
AUGGCUCAGGGCUAUGCCUCCACCUCAAAUGAGAUGACAUCUUCACCCAGCAAUGCCACUAUUACUCCUCACCAAGACCUGUCCUUCAAGGGCUCAGUGACUGCAAAUGGCAAUGACGCUGACAUGGUGGACAUAAUUGUGGACUCUGCUUUCGAGGAUGAAGGCCUGCUAGAGUUUUUGAAGAGAAAGGAAGAACUGGCUCUUGGAUAUAGGAGAGGUGGUUUUGCACCAUUAUCCUGUCAUGAUAGGUUCAGUCCUGAGAACCAGUACUUUGUGCUGUGGAAGUUGGGACACGGGAUGACCUCAACUGUUUGGCUCUGCAGAGAUACCAAGGAUCCUAGUGACCAAUCUGGCUUUAAGGCAAUCAAAGUCUCCACUGCCGAAUGGAUUGUCCUCCGUGGCAUGAAUGAUGAGGUCUCUUUUCUCAACCCUUUUGGAGAACACCUGUGUAUGGUGUUCGAUGUGCUGGGUCAACCUUUGAAGAGUUCCACUGCUUCCACCUAUCCCCUCACCAUGCUCAAGCACAUUCUUAAGGACAGCCUUUUAGCGUUGCAGUACAUACAGGAAUGUGGUAUCAUUCACACUGAUAUUAAGCCUGACAAUAUUCUCAUAAUGCCUAAGGCUGCUGAGCUGAUACCUCUCAUUCGGCAACAGAUGCUAUUCUGUCAUCCUACAGGUAUCAAUAUGGUAUCCCUCAAUUUCCUGCCCUAUGAAUAUAUGAUUGUCCCAUCUGAGCCUCUCACGGUGUCCAUGGACUUCUCCCACCCCUCUGUUGCCCUCACUGACUUCAGCACUGCUGUCUGGGCAGGCCAAAACCACAACCUGCGAGGCAAGGUGCAGAGUCUCCCCAUGCAUGCUCCCAAGGUCAUCCUCAAUGCCAGAUGGAAUAGCAAGAUUGACAUGUGGGGAUAUGCUUGCUUGUGCUAUGAAUACUACACUGGCAAAAUCUUGCACAUGCCAAGGGAUACCAGCAAUAUAUUUCCCAAGGAUUUUUUUCUGGCGGAAAUGCAGGCAUCAAUUGGACCGCUUCCUCCUAGUCUGUUCAAAGAUGCCAUGUUCUAUAAUGACUUCUUUACCAAUGAAGGCAAGCACCUGCCACCUCAACUCAGCCCGCUGACUUGUUAA